Molecule: messenger RNA, 2682 nt
Organism: Penicillium verrucosum
Lineage: Eukaryota; Fungi; Ascomycota; Eurotiomycetes; Eurotiales; Aspergillaceae
Exons: 3
Coding region: 1-2682 (893 amino acids)
Biological process (GO): Golgi to plasma membrane transport; exocytosis
Cellular component (GO): cytoplasm; exocyst
Molecular function (GO): protein binding
Source: RefSeq, a predicted model, not a curated record
AUGCCAGGUGCAAAAAAAGGGCCCACGGCCGCUGCUCGGCCACGCAGAGAUGUGCUGGCCUCGCUGCGCAUGGCAUCAAUGGAAGACAUCUCCAGAGCUGCUCUUCCAGCAGAGAUCGUAUCCUCUAUUCUCGACUACGUCGGCCCCGUUGAUUUGAUCCGAGCAGCACGGUCCUGCAAGCUCAUGCACGAGAUGGCGUAUGAUGACACUCGAUGGGUCCACAGGUUGAAACGAAUUGGAUGCUGGGAUGAAGCAGAUGCUAGAAAGCAUGCUGAGGUGGUAUUUGGGACAGUUGCCAACAUGGAGGUCGUCGAGCAGCAGGAGGAGGCUGAGGUGGGCGAUGGACCAAUCCCUGCGAUCACUGUUGGCGAUGACCCUUCCAAUGACCUGAAAGCAAUAUCCGAUGGAUUCGAUAAGAUUGAAUUAGUGAAUACCGUGUCGCAGCCCGAUAUGUUACAGGAUCUCCUGGAUGAACCCGCCCUGACAGUGUUGAAAAAUGUCAGGUCAAUCCGGGGCGAGGCGCGUCAGGAAUAUGGCAAGAUACAUGCCGCCCUGGCACCGUUUUAUGAGGACAUCGCGCGAACUGGACCAUCGUUGGAAAACUUGGUUUUCACGAAAUACAAAGAUCCCCAGGCCCAGGCGCAGAUACUGGCACAAUUGCUAAUGUUCUCCAAAUCUGAUAUGACGCAAGGAUGGGACGAGCGGGUUGACCGUUUAGAGGGUACAAUCUCGAUGUUUGAGACUGCUGCGCUGAAGGAGUUCCGCCAGGGGUAUGAAACAGACGAUAUUGACGGGACCAUGCGGAAAUACGCACACAUUUUAUGGACACUCAACGGUGGGCAAGCUGCCGUGAACCUCUUCAUCCAUCACAAUCACCUGAUGACUCGGAAGUCUGACCUGGGAAACGUCGCUUCCUGCAUUGACGGUUCAACGGGCCAGGUCAAAAUGGAGCAGACGCAGGCUUUCUUCACUCGGCUUAGUGUCGCCUUCAACGAUGAAAUAUCCAUUAUGAACCGUGUCUUUCCCUCAGCUUUAGACGUCACAUCAACCUUUAUGACAAAAGUCGGCCAAGAUGUGUUGUCUCCUUUCCUCACGGCAAUAUUCGAUGAGCUGCAUCGUAUCAACAUCAAGUCAUAUCUCACUGCAAUCUCGGGGACCUUUGUCCAAUGCAUGAACCUAUCGGAGUCUCUGCUUCCCAUACGAGGCUCUGAUGCUAAAUUCGACGACUAUCUUGAUAAUGUUGUGAUCAAGAUUUAUGAGCCACACCUCGAUCUGUAUUUGGCAGAAGAGCUUGAUUUUUUCAAGAAGGCCUGUGAAUUUACAGUGAAUGAAUGGGACCGUCAUCUCUCUGAACAAGCGGCUUCGACAGAGUCUUUCUUGAUGUCAAAUAUCAACCGCCAAGCCGACAAACGAGACUUCCUUACUUCUUUCAAGAAAGUGAUCAUGAUGCCGGUAAACAUCCUACCGAGCUUUUCAAGUGCCAAAUCAAGCGAAGAAUCGAAAGUAGACACGGAGCCAAACAGCCCAAAUCCGUCGCAACCAUCCCCAUCCAAAAAUACCAAUCGAUUUUCGACAAUAUCCUCGCCUGCCCCAGUGGCCGUCGAGGAAGUUCCAACCACAGAGCUGGCAGCAAAAGCGGCCAUCAUGAAGACGAAGAUGGAGGGUAUCCGCUCAUUGUUUAGCAUCGAAAUUGCACUUGAUCUCGUUCAUUCCGCCAAGUCCAGCCUGGAGCGAGCCGCUCAAUUUGUGCGACUUGGCGGCGAGUAUGGUCUUGCAACGAAGCAACAAUGUGAAGCAAUCUUCGUGACGCUGCUACGUAUAUUGGGACACCAGCACGUUAUUGUUGGAUUUGAUAAGGCUGUCAGUCAUCUAUCCAACUAUCGACCCCGCGAACAAGGGGAGCGUGACCAAUCUGGGGUUGAGCCCCUGGUCACUUUUCUGGAACUGGUCAACGUCGGCGAUUUGAUCCUGCAAAUGAUGGAUGUAUUCUACGAGCAGGAGUUGAUCGCCAUGAGAUUGACUGAUAGAAACGAUUUUGUGGACCCUGCCAAUAAAGAAAAGAAACGGUUCGAACAGAUGCUGGAUGAACGUGUCGCAGCUGGCCUGAAUAAGGGAAUUGACGUUCUCAUGGAAGAGGUGGACUACAUUCUGGCAACGCGACAACUAGCCACUGAUUUUAACCCGGGUGUUUCCUCAGAUCCACACCGACAGACCAUGGACGUAGGCGUUAGCGAAGUUGCCAUCGCCGUCGUCGACGUGGUUUCAUCGCAUACGCAGAUGCUAGUCGGGAGCACGGACAAGAGCACACUGGACGUGUUUAAUCAAGAGGUCGGGCUCCGCCUAUUUUCCGCUCUCUGUAAACACCUCAAGCGACAGCGCGUCAGUGUGGAGGGAUCACUCAAGUUGAUCAGCGACAUGAACCACUAUUUCAAGUAUAUUCAAACAUUGCGAAACAAUGAGCUCCUUCUCUAUUUCACGGCAUUCCGUGAGCUUGUGCAGAUUUACCUGAUCGACCCUGGCGACGCCAAGGAACUGGCGAAUGUCAUCGCCGAUGCGGAUCGGUUCCAUGGGAUUUGGCGUGUGGAAGAGGUUUAUGAAUUUGCUGAGCGCCGAGCUGACUGGUACCUCGUCAAGCGGGAUGUGGAACGAGCUAUGUAUGGAAUUGGUUGCAAUGUGAUGUAA